Toxotes jaculatrix (banded archerfish) is the source of this 2311-nucleotide messenger RNA. RefSeq names its product ectonucleoside triphosphate diphosphohydrolase 2-like. Gene Ontology annotation, molecular function: UDP phosphatase activity; GDP phosphatase activity. The transcript has 9 exons. The record is from RefSeq and is a predicted model, not a curated record. The coding region runs from base 111 to 1619 and encodes 502 amino acids. NCBI's taxonomy places the organism in Eukaryota, Metazoa, Chordata, Actinopteri, Toxotidae. Gene Ontology annotation, biological process: nucleoside diphosphate catabolic process. Gene Ontology annotation, cellular component: plasma membrane.
UUAAUGCACGCCCUUCGUUUCUCUGAGUUACCGUAUCGGACAAUACGCGUUCACGCGCUUUUACGCAGGGCUUCCGAGAGCAUCCGAGCGCACAGGACCGGUUAUCAAGUAUGGGUCUCCGGUACACCCACAUCAUCCCUGCGGCGGUGCUGCUGAUACUGUCCGUAGUCGGGAUCCUGCUGGUGGUCCUUCCGGCUACAAAGGUGGCGACGCCUCCCGAAAACAUGUAUGGAAUUGUUCUGGAUGCAGGCUCAUCACACACCUCCAUGUACAUCUACAAAUGGCCAGCAGACAAGCUAAAUGACACGGGUAUUGUUACCCAGCACAGCGAGUGUCAUGUAAAAGGCGGAGGGAUAUCCAGCUAUGCAGGUGUUCGUGGUGGUGCAGCAAGAAGUCUGACGGAGUGUCUGGAGCAAGCUGUGAAGGACAUCCCCAAGUCCAGACACCACCAGGCCCCACUAUAUCUGGGAGCCACUGCAGGCAUGAGGCUCUUGGAAAUGGUCAAUGCCACGGAGACAGAUCGGAUACUGAAGGAAGUGAAAAGCAAACUGCGGUCUUACCCUUUCGAGUUCAGAGACGCAGCCAUCCUGAGCGGACAGCAGGAAGGGGCAUAUGGCUGGGUCACUGUCAAUUACUUACUUGAAAACUUUGCCAAGUAUGGUUUUGUCGGGCACUGGCUGAAUCCAGGCAGAGACACAACCGGAGCUUUGGAUUUAGGCGGCGCUUCCACUCAGAUUACUUUUGAGACCUCGGAAAAGGUGGAGAACAGUGCUAACAUGAUGGAGCUGAAGCUUUAUGGACAAACUCACAAACUAUACACCCACAGCUUCCUAUGCUAUGGCCAAGACCAGGUCCUGAGGAAACUGAUGGCUCAUCUUAUCAAGACUCAAGGUGUGAAGCCCGAAGUGUCCCACCCCUGCUAUCCACGACAAUUCAAGAUUUCUGUGGAGCUGGGGAAGGACAUCUUUGAUUCUCCGUGUACUAAGAGCUACAGACCAGCCAAGUUUGACCCCCACAUGUCUGUAACACUAGUGGGCACAGGAGAUUACCAGAACUGCCUGGACAAUGUAAAAAACAUGUUCUCCUUCGACAACUGCUCUUUCUCCAAGUGCUCCUUUGAUGGAGUCUUCCAGCCCAGAGUGAGAGGAAGCUUCAUGGCUUUUUCCGCCUUCUUCUUCACUCACAGAUACAUCAAAAGCCUCACCAACAUCACCGUUACGGUCCCCAGUCAAAUGGAGACAGCAAUCCAACUUGUCUGCAACAUGACCAUCUCUGAGAUGACUAAAAAGACAAACCAGUCAGAGAAAUACAUGAAGAACGUCUGCGCCGUCUCCAAUUUCAUCCAGGUCCUCUUAACGCAGGGCUACAAAUUCGACAAGCUCUCCCUUCCCUCCAUCUCUUUCCAGAAAAAGGCAGGAGGAGCGUCUGUCGGCUGGGCUUUGGGAUACAUGCUGCACCUGAGCAACAUGGUACCAGCAGAGAGCUUCGGACUGAUGACGGCUCUGCCCUCAGGGCCCUGGAUUGGCAUCCUCCUCCUCUUCGUCAUCCUCCUCCUCAGCGCAGUGCUAUACUUACUGGUAAUUGUCAGAAACAUGAGAACUAAGGAAGGAAUGGUGUAAGAGCAAAGGUGAUACACCCCUCAAUCCGGUUAAUGUUCCUCUCAGAGUAUAUGUAUAUCCUGCCAAAACUUUCAAUCUCAUUUGAAAAGAAAACUGCUGCAACAUUUUAGAUUUUUUUUUUUUUUUUUGCAUGUGUAUGCAAGUGAAACUGUCAGUGAUAAAGUAAUAAUAAACAUGUCCUACACAAAGUUUGUAGAUUUUUGCAAAUAUACAUACUUCCUGCUUGCUUGCUGAGACUCACGUCAGUGUGAGUAAAAUCAAACUAAAGACUAAUCAGUUCCAGAUUCAUUAUGUAAUACCACUCCCACCAACGAAGACCAGAUUAUGAAAUAACUUUCUAUGUUUUCUCCUUGUGACAGAAACAGCUCACAUGUGCUUCAGAGAGAUAACCAAGGCAAUGUCAGCAGACACAAAUUUCUACAACUUAUGAAAGAUAAAAUAAUAAACCUCACAUCAUUUACAUAGUAUUAUCUGAAUUAUCUGGUCUAAAUUGGGGCAGAUUCAUGUUUCUGGGCUUUCACUUUGAAAUCUCAACCGUUUUUCUUGGGGAUGGCUGAGACAAGAGGUUCUAUAGGCUCUUUGCUCUUUGGCUGUAUGUGUCUGUAUGUUCGUUCUUUGGAGGCAAAUUGCGUUAUAGGUCACCAGUAAAAACAAUGAAUACACAGUCUCCGGAUUCCUUAAAUCACUUUAAU